AUGGUGGCUGCCAAGAAACAGAAAAAGACCAUCGAGUCUAUAAACUCACGCCUGGCGUUGGUUAUGAAGUCUGGCAAAUACUGUCUGGGGUACAAACAGACUUUGAAAACUCUUCGUCAAGGCAAGGCCAAACUGGUUAUCAUCGCCAAAAAUGCUCCUCCUCUAAGGAAAUCAGAGAUUGAAUACUACGCACUCCUGGCUAAGACUGGCGUCCACCACUAUAGCGGAAACAACAUUGAGUUAGGUACAGCUUGUGGAAAAUACUAUCGAGUAUGCACACUGGCCAUCACUGAUCCUGGUGACUCUGACAUCAUCACCACUCUGCCCGAGACGCAGGCGUAG
Arctia plantaginis is the source of this 342-nucleotide messenger RNA. The record is from the annotation of a GenBank genome assembly. NCBI's taxonomy places the organism in Eukaryota, Metazoa, Arthropoda, Insecta, Lepidoptera, Erebidae.